AUGCAAGAAUUAAAGACUAAACGACAAGUUACGCAUGAAGCAAAGUCAGAAUCUGAAUUAUCGAUGUUUCGUCGACAAUACGAAAGCCUGUUUGCAAUUGGCCUAUCACUCUGGAUGUACCACAACCUUCGGAGCCAAAAAGCAAUAAAUUUAUUAAGUAAAUGUGGUGUAGGCGUAUCAUACAGCGGAGUUACUCAUGCCUGCAGUCACAUAGCUAAUGCGGUGCAGGAGAACAUCAAAAUAAAUGGUGUUUUCUUGCCACUGGGUAUCGUAACAGGUCGAGCAAUACGGGCUGCUGCAGAUAAUGUUGACAAGCAAGUAGACACUCAUGAUGGAAAGGUUGGGAUGCCAAAGAAAAACGAUACUGAACAUCACCGCCUGAAUCAGACUACAGUGGUACGCCAAGAACAGGAUAUCGAAAAUCUGUCUCGUGGGCAUUCACCGUGUAACAUUUUCACAUCAGAGGAAACAAGCUUGUUCAAACUCAUGACAAAGGAGAUUAUUCCGAAACCUAUUGAGAAGAGCAUUUUAAGCAUGGAAGCUUGUGGGUCAUCUGUGAUGAAGAAAUUUGUUGAAGAAAGAAUAAGCGGAGAAACCAAUCUAUGGGACAAAAUGACAAAGUCCAAGUUUCUAUCAUGGGAUUCCUCAGGCAAAGAGAUUAAACUUCAAGCCAAAUCAGAAGUCAUCACUCUUCGCACAACCACAGGUCUUAUGUCCAGACUGCUCAUCAUUGCACAAUCAUCCCGCGAGGUUGACAUGGAAGAAGUCAUUGGAAACUAG
Molecule: messenger RNA, 780 nt
Organism: Paramuricea clavata
Lineage: Eukaryota; Metazoa; Cnidaria; Anthozoa; Malacalcyonacea; Plexauridae
Source: the annotation of a GenBank genome assembly